Molecule: messenger RNA, 3659 nt
Organism: Synchiropus splendidus (mandarinfish)
Lineage: Eukaryota; Metazoa; Chordata; Actinopteri; Syngnathiformes; Callionymidae
Gene: elapor2a
Product: endosome-lysosome associated apoptosis and autophagy regulator family member 2a
Exons: 22
Coding region: 165-3167 (1000 amino acids)
Biological process (GO): positive regulation of BMP signaling pathway
Source: RefSeq, a predicted model, not a curated record
GAUAUUGGUCAGCGUUCUGUCGGAGGAUUAUUGCAGGUGGGGAGGGCGACAAUUUGGCUACGAUAGGCGAUAGGAGCAGGUGUAAAUCACGCGUCACUCCCGAUCGUCUUGAAUUAUUUUACUUCGGAUCAGAAUUAAUGUGUUGAAGCCCUCCAUAAUCGAAAAUGCGCUCCUUGGCUUGGGUCAUGGCCAGUUGCGCUCUGUUCGUCGGUGCUCUUGGACUGACUGACGGGGCGAAAGGACAGCGACAGUGCAGCGAGACAGACUACUACUAUGAGUACACUGAGUGUGACAGUACAGGAUCUCGGUGGAGAGUGGCCAUCCCACACAGCCCAGGAGCCUGCGUCGGACUUCCAGAACCAGUACGCGGCACAGAGUGCACCUUCUCCUGUGAUUCCGGGGAGUUCCUGGAGAUGUCUGCUCAGGAGUGCACAAAGUGUGCAGCAGGAAGCUACUCCCUCGGCAGCGGUAUCCGCUUCGACCAAUGGGAUUCCAUGCCUGCUGGCUUCAGUAGCCUAGCAACCGCCCUGGAAAACAGCCCCAAUGGAGAUAACAAGCUCACUUGCAACAGCUCCUCUUGGGUUCCUCAAGGAAACUACCUGGAGUCCAACAGGGAUGAGUGCACCGUAUCUCUCAUUUACGCCGUCCAUCUGAAGAAGCAAGGGUCCGUCACUUUUGAUUACCAGUAUCCAGACAACAACUUGCUGUUUGAGUUCUUUAUCCAGAAUGACCAAUGUCAAGAGAUGGACCAGGCUGCUGACACCAAGUGGCUCAAGCUCACCAAUCAUGGUGAAUGGGCUACUCACACGGUGAACCUGAAAUCCGGCACCAACAUUCUGUACUGGAGGACCGGCGGAGUGCUGAUGGGCACCAAAGUGGUGAAACCUGUCCUGGUCAAAAAUGUUCAAAUCGAAGGCGUCGCCUACACGUCCGUGUGUUUCCCGUGUAAACCUGGAACGUUCAGCCGAUUUCCUGGCUCCUCUUCUUGUGAGCUGUGUCCCAGGGACACUUUCUCAGGCCACGGCGCCAGUUCCUGCACCGCCUGUGACACCACAUCACAAUAUGCAGCGGAGGGCUCUGCUAUGUGUAAAAAUCGUCCUCCAUGUUCCGGAAAAGACUUCUUUCAGCUCCACACAGCAUGUGACCACGAAGGAAAGACUCAGGUCAUAUACAAGUGGGUGGAGCCAAAGAUCUGUCUUGAGGGGGUGUCAGGAGCAGAGAGCCUGCCCCCGAGUGGAGACCGCGAGCCCUGUCCUCCUUGUAACCCUGGAUUCUAUAACAAUGACACCGCCACCUGCUCACCCUGCCCCCCUGGGACUUACUCAGAUGGAAAGAAACCGUGUAAGCCUUGUCCAGCGGGAACCGAGCCCACGCUGGGUUAUGAGUACAAGUGGUGGAACGUUCUUCCUACAAACAUGAAGACCUCCUGCUUUAACGUGGGAAACUCCAAAUGCGACUCCAUGAAUGGCUGGGAGGUGGCUGGUGAUCACAUCCAGAGUGGAGCUGGUAGCUCAGACAAUGAUUAUCUCAUCCUCAACAUCCAUGUUCCUGGUUUCAAACUUCCCACGUCUGUAUCGACACACACUGCUACCGAGUUUGGUCGCAUCACUUUUGAGUUUGAGACCAUGUGCACGGCCGACUGCGAGCUUUACUUCAUGAUGGACGUGAACAGGAAGAGCACCACAGUGGUGGAGUCAUGGGAGCGGACAAAGACCAGACAGUCGUACACACACGUCAUGACGAAAAAUGCUCCCGUGUCCUUCACCUGGGCUUUCCAGAGGACAAACCAACCUUCAGAUGUGCGUCGCUUCAUCAAUGACGUGGCCAGAAUCUACUCCAUCACAGUUACUAAUGCGGUGGACGGCGUGUCGUCGGAAUGUCGGGCCUGUGCCCUCAGCGCGCAGCCAUCCAGCUCCACUUGUGUCCCCUGUCCACCUGGACACUACAUAGACCCCCACUCCAGCCAGUGCACAGAGUGUCCUCCCAACACACACUUGGUCUCCCACAGCACGCCGGGGCCAGACGCCUGUAGGACCUGUGGACCAGGCAGUCGAAGUGACAAGGAUCACAGUUUGUGUUACAGCGACUGUCACUUCACAUACACAGACGGAAACGUCACCUUCACUUACGACUUCAGUUCUCUUGGGCCUGUUGGGUCGCUGAUGAACGGUCCCAGCUUCACCUCCAAGGGAACCAAAUACUUCCACCAGUUUAACAUCAGCCUAUGUGGCGGACAGGGACAGCUGGCGGUUUGCCAGGACAAUGUGACGGACCUGUCAGUCACCGACUCCCAGCGAGAGAAGGGCGAAGGAGCCAACUCAGUCAAAACCUUCAUCUGUCAGUCAACAAUCAUCCCAGCCAGCGGACGAGGCUUCCACACGGCUCUCACCUCCCAGUCCAUAAACCUGGCCGACACUUUUCUCGGAGCAUCAGUGGAGCCUUCUUUAAACGGAAUUCAGGCCGAUCCAGAAAUGUUUCCUCAGACGUCCCAGAAAGUUCCUGAUGUCAAUUUCUUCUACAGAUCUUUGGAGAAGACAGCAUCAUGUGACAUGGGUCGCAGUGUGGUGCUGACACUCCGGUGUAACCCGCAGAAGAGCACAAAAGGCGAGCUGACCGUGCCCAGCAAGUGUCCUGCUGGAACCUGUAAUGGCUGCACAUUUUACUUUCUGUGGGAGAGUUCAGGGGCCUGUCCCACGUGCACGGAGAGGGACUACCAUCGGAUAGAAGGAGCCUGCAAGAGAGGACACCAGGACCUCCUCUAUGUGUGGACUGAACCAAAGCUGUGCAUGGGAGGUGUGACUCUGCCUGAGAAGAGAACGCUGCCGUGUGAAGGCAUGGACUUCUGGCUCCGUGUUGGCACAGGACUGGGGGCGUUCACUGCUGUGCUGCUUGUGUCUCUCACCUGUUACUUCUGGAAGAAGAACAAACGCCUGGAGUAUAAGUAUUCUCGGCUGGUCAUGUCUGCCAACAAGGAGUGCGAGAUGCCUGGAGCUGACAGCUGUGCCGUGAUGGAGGGCGAGAACGAGGCCGACAUGGAGGAUGAGGUGGUUUACUCCAAACCCUCUCUGCUCGGCAAACUCAAGGCCAUCGCGUCAAAGGGGAACGGCGAGAGCUACGAAAAUGUGCAACUCAGCUCGUCCAAUUCAAAAGCUCUGGUGUGGAGUUAGAGGCGGACUUGAAUGACAGAUCACUAGAGACUGUUCAGAGCCAAUCCACAGUCCCCUCCUUUACUGAGCGUUGGUUUUGGGGACACCAGCUGCUCGACACACCCCUGCAGCCGGGUUCGGAAGUCACUCGAUGGCCUUAAGGUGUCUGGUGUGUAAUGUGAGAAGGGUGACGCCUCCUAGUGGACAUUCUCAUGCAGAGCGACGCCAGAAAGAGCUCAGGGUACGAAGAGGACCUUAUUCACGAUUUACUUUUUUUUUUUUUGUUUGUUUGUAUUUAUUCCAGUCUGUGACUUGCUGGUAGGGACCCUGCACAGGCUAAUAGAGCGAGGCUUGUUUCUUCUGUUUACCUAAUGUCACGAUAAAUAAGUUACUCCUGAGUGACGGAGAUGUCCUGUUGUGACUGGUUCCACUUUCCCCCCUGCCAAAUAAAUCAUGGUGUAUUUAUGUACACGAAUUGAUGUGUCACUUGAACAACACUCACGGUGAGCUCGU